UCUCUCUCUCUCGUCCCUGAAGGUAGACGCGAGCGGCAGCGGGCGUUUCCUCUUCCUCUCUCUCACGCGUACAUUUAUCCUCAUCUUAUUCCCUCCUCCACACGAUUUUUCCCUUUCCUAUCCUCCUUAUUCUUGGCCUUCUUCCCAGUAUUAUUAUUAUUAUUAUUGUUGUUGUUGUUGUUAUUAUUAUUAUUCUCGCUAUCCUCGCCUUUCGCCCAGCGAUCAGGGAAUGGCGGCUCUCCCGCACCCGAUCCCCGCCCCCAAUAUCCUCGUCCGCUCCUCCCCCUCCAACCCCGCAUUCCUCGCUUCCCACCGGACCACCCUCCUCGGCGAUCUCUCCGCUCUUUCUCUCAGGCCACGAAGGUCGAGGAGACUCGACCGGAGGAGCUGGUCUUCGGCGUCCGUGAGGGCCGUCCUCGACUUCGACGUCUCCAGCGCCGCCCUCAAGACAUCAUCGAACGUCUCCUCGCGGCAGCGGCGACAGCAGGAUGAUGAUCAUCAGUCAAAGGUUGCAAAUUUGAGUGAUAUCAUAUCAGAGCGAGGAGCUUGUGGAGUUGGAUUCAUUGCAAAUUUGAAAAAUGAACCUUACCAUAAGAUUAUUCAAGAUGCUCUUGCAGCUCUUGGCUGCAUGGAACAUCGUGGAGGUUGUGCUGCAGAUAAUAACUCUGGUGAUGGGGCUGGACUAAUGACUUCAGUUCCAUGGGAUUUGUAUAAUGACUGGGCCAGCAAACAAGGUCUUGCUUCAUUGGGCAGGUUUAAUACUGGUGUUGGCAUGAUUUUUCUUCCCCGAGAUGAAAAGUUUAUGAACGAAGCAAAAUCAGUUAUCAUGAAGACAUUUUCAGAAGAAGGUUUGGAGGUGCUUGGAUGGAGACCAGUUCCUGUAAAUACAUCGGUAGUUGGUUACUAUGCGAAAGAAACAAUGCCUAACAUACAGCAAGUAUUUGUCAAAGUUUCAAAAGAGGAGAUCACUGAUGACAUUGAAAGAGAACUAUAUAUUUGCCGAAAGCUGAUUGAGCGAGCAGUAAAAUCUGAAGAAUGGAAAGAUGAGCUCUAUUUUUGUUCUUUGUCAAAUCAAACAAUUGUAUACAAGGGCAUGCUUCGCUCAGAGGCUUUGGGGCAAUUUUAUUUGGACCUCCAGAAUGAACUUUACAAAUCAUCUUUUGCUAUUUACCAUCGAAGAUACAGCACAAAUACUAGUCCUAGAUGGCCUCUUGCACAACCAAUGAGGUUACUUGGUCAUAAUGGAGAGAUCAAUACAAUACAGGGCAACCUGAACUGGAUGCAAUCUAGAGAAGCAACAAUAAAAUCUCCUGUCUGGCGUGGUCGUGAAAAUGAAAUUCGCCCGUAUGGAGAUACAAAGGCAUCCGAUUCAGCAAAUCUUGAUAGUGCUGCAGAGUUGUUGCUAAGAAGUGGUCGAAGCCCAGCAGAAGCUUUGAUGAUUCUUGUACCUGAGGCAUAUAAGAAUCAUCCAACAUUGAUGAUAAAAUAUCCAGAGGUUGUUGAUUUUUAUGACUAUUAUAAAGGACAAAUGGAAGCUUGGGAUGGACCUGCCUUACUUUUAUUCAGUGAUGGAAAAACAGUAGGGGCCUGUCUUGAUCGAAAUGGUCUUCGUCCUGCUCGAUAUUGGCGAACAAUAGAUGAUGUAGUUUAUGUUGCAUCUGAGGUCGGUGUCUUGCCAAUGGAUGAGACGAAGGUAAUAAUGAAAGGUCGAUUAGGUCCGGGAAUGAUGAUUACUGUUGAUCUGCAGAGUGGUCAGGUUUAUGAAAAUACAGAUGUUAAAAAGAGAGUAGCUGCAGCGAAGCCCUAUGCAAAGUGGUUGAGUGAAAAUAUGCGUACCAUGAAGCCCGUCAACUUUCUCACGUCUGUUGCUAUGGACAAUGAAAUGGCUUUAAGACACCAACAGGCAUUUGGCUACUCAAGUGAAGAUGUUCAGAUGGUCAUUGAGACAAUGGCCUCCCAAGGGAAGGAGCCGACAUUUUGCAUGGGUGAUGAUAUUCCAUUAGCUGUCGUAUCUCGGAAACCACAUAUGAUUUACGACUAUUUCAAGCAGCGCUUUGCCCAGGUUACAAAUCCUGCGAUUGACCCCCUCCGAGAAGGCUUAGUUAUGGCUCUUGAGGUCAAUAUUGGAAAACGUCGAAAUAUUUUAGAGGUUGGACCUGAGAAUGCUGCUCAGGUUAUUUUGCCGAGUCCUGUGCUGAAUGAAGGGGAACUUGAUUUGUUGAUGAAGGAUUCAAAUUUAAAGCCUCAAGUAUUGCCAACAUAUUUUGAUAUUCAGAGGGGCUUAGAUGGUUCACUGGAAAGAACAUUAGUGGAACUCUGUGAAGCAGCUGAUGAAGCUGUUCGAAAUGGUUCCCAACUUCUUGUACUUUCUGAUCGUACUGAGGAGCUGGAACCAACUCGUCCUGCUAUCCCAAUACUUCUUGCUGUUGGUGCUGUCCACCAGCAUCUGAUUCAAAAUGGAUUGCGGAUGUCAGCUUCUAUUGUUGCCGAUACUGCUCAGUGUUUCAGCACCCACCAAUUUGCAUGUUUAAUUGGAUAUGGGGCCAGUGCUGUAUGCCCAUACUUGGCAUUAGAAACAUGCCGCCAGUGGAGGCUGAGCACAAAAACUACUAAUAUGAUGCGGAACGGAAAGAUGCCUACUGUAUCAAUCGAGCAGGCUCAAAGGAACUUUUGCAAGGCUGUAAAAUCUGGUCUUCUUAAGAUUCUUUCAAAGAUGGGCAUCUCAUUGCUUUCAAGUUAUUGUGGGGCACAAAUAUUUGAAAUAUAUGGCCUUGGACAAGAAAUUGUUGAUAUCGCUUUUCGUGGAAGUGUAUCUAAAAUAGGUGGUCUAACUCUUGAUGAGUUGGCACGGGAAACCUUGUCAUUUUGGGUGAAGGCUUUCUCAGAGGAUACAGCUAAGAGGCUAGAAAACUUUGGGUUCAUUCAAUUCCGACCAGGAGGAGAAUAUCAUGGAAAUAACCCAGAAAUGUCAAAACUACUUCAUAAGGCAGUUCGUCAAAAAAGUGAAAAUGCAUUUGCUAUUUAUCAACAGCACCUUGCAAAUCGACCUGUUAAUGUUCUCCGAGACCUUCUUGAAUUUAAAAGUGACCGACCACCGAUACCUAUUGGCAAAGUUGAAUCUGCAUCCUCCAUUGUCCAACGCUUCUGCACUGGUGGGAUGUCUCUUGGAGCUAUAUCAAGGGAAACACAUGAAGCAAUCGCGAUAGCAAUGAACAGAUUAGGUGGAAAAUCCAACUCCGGGGAAGGUGGUGAGGAUCCGAUUCGUUGGCGUCCACUAACAGACGUUGUUGAUGGCUAUUCUGCAACACUUCCUCACCUUAAGGGUCUUCAGAAUGGAGAUACUGCCACCAGUGCAAUCAAACAGGUUGCUUCAGGACGUUUUGGUGUCACUCCAACAUUUUUAGUCAAUGCUGACCAGUUGGAAAUUAAAAUUGCACAAGGUGCAAAACCUGGGGAGGGGGGUCAACUUCCUGGUAAAAAAGUUAGUGCUUAUAUUGCCAGGCUAAGAAAUUCGAAACCUGGGGUUCCACUUAUAUCUCCACCACCGCAUCAUGACAUUUAUUCAAUCGAGGAUCUUGCACAAUUAAUUUUUGACCUUCAUCAGGUCAAUCCUAAGGCAAAGGUAUCUGUAAAGCUUGUGGCAGAAGCUGGAAUUGGCACUGUGGCUUCUGGAGUAGCUAAGGGCAAUGCUGAUAUAAUACAGAUAUCAGGGCAUGAUGGGGGAACUGGAGCAAGCCCUAUAAGCUCCAUUAAACAUGCUGGUGGGCCAUGGGAGCUUGGUUUAACUGAGACACAUCAGAUGCUUAUUGAAAAUGGAUUGAGGGAAAGGGUGAUUUUGAGAGUUGAUGGUGGAUUCAAGAGUGGUGUUGAUGUCCUUAUGGCUGCAGCCAUGGGUGCUGAUGAGUAUGGUUUUGGUUCUGUCGCUAUGAUAGCUACAGGAUGUGUUAUGGCACGCAUCUGCCACACAAAUAACUGCCCAGUCGGUGUUGCCAGUCAGAGAGAAGAACUUCGUGCUCGUUUUCCUGGUGUUCCUGGGGAUUUGGUUAACUACUUUUAUUAUGUUGCUGAAGAGGUAAGAGGCAUUUUGGCUCAACUGGGUUUUGAGAAGAUGGAUGACAUAAUUGGCCGAACAUAUCUGUUGAAACCAAAGCACAUCUCUUUGAUGAAGACCCAGCACCUUGAUCUCAGCUAUAUUUUAUCGAAUGUUGGACUGCCAAAAUGUAGCAGCACCGAAAUAAGGAUUCAGGAUGUUCAUACAAAUGGUCCUGUUCUUGAUGACAUUAUACUUUCUGACCCUGAGAUAUCUGAGGCAAUUGAACAUGAAAAAGAGGUCAGCAAAUCCAUAAAAAUCUAUAAUGUUGAUCGUUCUGUUUGUGGCCGCAUAGCUGGUGUUAUUGCGAAGAAAUAUGGAGAUACAGGUUUUGCAGGGCAGCUUAAUAUAGCUUUUACUGGAAGUGCUGGACAAUCCUUUGCUUGUUUCCUGACUCCUGGAAUGAACAUUCGAAUGGUGGGAGAAGCUAAUGAUUAUGUUGGAAAGGGUAUGGCUGGUGGAGAGCUGGUAGUAACUCCUGUUGAGAGUACUGGCUUUUGCCCAGAGGAUGCUACUAUAGUAGGAAACACCUGCUUAUAUGGUGCAACAGGUGGUCAAGUAUUUGUUCGAGGCAAAGCAGGAGAACGAUUUGCUGUUAGGAAUUCUCUUGCCGAAGCUGUGGUCGAGGGUACUGGAGAUCAUUGUUGUGAGUACAUGACAGGCGGUUGUGUGGUGGUACUUGGAAAAGUGGGCAGAAAUGUUGCUGCAGGCAUGACUGGUGGUCUGGCAUAUAUCCUCGAUGAGGAUGACACUCUCAUUCCUAAGAUCAACAAGGAGAUUGUGAAGAUUCAGAGAGUGGUUGCUCCAGCUGGACAGAUGCAGCUGAAAAGCCUGAUAGAAGCCCAUGUUGAAAAAACUGGGAGCAAUAAAGGUGCUGCAAUCUUGAGGGAGUGGGAGGCAUAUCUGCCUCUAUUUUGGCAACUUGUGCCACCUAGUGAAGAAGACACACCAGAGGCUUGUGCAGACUUUGAGAAAGUAGCAGCUAAGAAGGGGAUGACACUACAAUCAGCAUAAGAUUAGAAACAUAUGAAUCUAUAAACUGCCAAUUACUUGUGCAUUAAGCAGCAGAGUGACAACUCAUCAGCUGCCACAAAUGGGAGUCAAUCAGCAUUGUGGAUGGCUGAUGCAACUACACUGAAGGAUGAAUACAGAGUUAGGAGAAAGUUCAAGAUCUUAUACACUGGACCGUUCCAAUUCGUCAUGUUUAUGGAAUGAAAGCAAUUGCAAGCUUCAAUUAUGCAUGCGUCCUAAUUUUCUUGUUGCUUGCUAUUGAUUUCAACCAGGACGGCUAGACUUCUGUACAGUUGGCUGUGGUUUUGUGCUUUUGUAAAUAAAACCUUGGUAUUUUAAUUCUAAGUUUGCAAUUUCAGCCAGACUGCUUUUGUCAUGUGUAUUACCUUUGCUGUAGCUGUUGGGCCUAUGGAUAAUAAGUGGUAAAGUUAAUAGCUCAAUGUUUGCAUUAUCAUUUGCAUUCA
Phoenix dactylifera (date palm) is the source of this 5565-nucleotide messenger RNA. Its product is annotated as ferredoxin-dependent glutamate synthase, chloroplastic. Gene Ontology annotation, molecular function: glutamate synthase activity. Gene Ontology annotation, biological process: ammonia assimilation cycle. NCBI's taxonomy places the organism in Eukaryota, Viridiplantae, Streptophyta, Magnoliopsida, Arecales, Arecaceae. The record is from RefSeq and is a predicted model, not a curated record.